AUGAGCGACGAGUUCAACUUGGAAGGACGCAGCUUCGAAGCUGGAGAAUAUCACCUAUGGACUGCACUGGAUAAAAACGAUGGGGUCAACGCAGCGCUGAAAAUCUACGCCACCAACAUGACGACGACUGAGUGUUGCGACGAGGACAACUGCUAUUUCUACAUCGAAACGGAUAUUGCGGAGACCAACAUCACGGUUUGGAACGACUACAUUUCACCGCCUGGAUAUGAAGAGGUUUCGUUCUACUAUCGGUCCGCGAUGGUACAAGGCUGGAACAAAUUUUGCAUCCAAGGAGAAUUAGCUGUGGUUCGUGCUCAGCUUCCAGGCGCUGUGUCGAAUGUUUCAGGUAAUCCUGACGUUGCCAAUCUCUCCAUGACAGCAAGGGCUUCCAGUAUCGACUACUACCCCAUGUGGCCAGGUACUUGGAUGCUUGGGGAUUUAGGACGAGCGAUCUUCACUGGUUCGACAGCCCGUAUGUGGCCAUUCUCGUACAAUGAAUGCAACGAGACCAUAUUCAACUCUCAAAACCAAAGAAUGAAUGCCUACACUGGAGCCUACCUUUCUAACGCAGAAAAUACCGAUCCUGAAUGUACUGAAUCUGGUGGAUCUACUAGCACAGCAUCGACUUUCACUUACCAAAUGGAUGCGUUAUCUUCAAAUUGGGGCAUUCACAUGGCAGGAUAUCUCGAUUUGGUGACGUACUCUGUGGAGUGGAAUGCAGCUCAAAUGAACCCUAGGAAAGUCAUGGUUGAAAAACCCAUGUACUUUAUCUUCAACGUUGCGAUGUCGAGUUCGUGGGGAGCUAAACCUCCAAAUGCUGGUACAUUGGGUUGCUAUGGCGAUGGGAUCGACGCAAUCUGUGAUGCCUUCAACAUGACGACGACUGAGUGUUGCGACGAGGACAACUGCUAUUUCUACAUCGAAACGGAUAUUGCGGAGACCAACAUCACGGUUUGGAACGACUACAUUUCAUCGCCUGGAUAUGAAGAGGUUUCGUUCUACUAUCGGUCCGCGAUGGUACAAGGCUGGAACAAAUUUUGCAUCCAAGGAGAAUUAGCUGUGGUUCGUGCUCAGCUUCCAGGCGCUGUGUCGAAUGUUUCAGGUAAUCCUGACGUUGCCAAUCUCUCCAUGACAGCAAGGGCUUCCAGUAUCGACUACUACCCCAUGUGGCCAGGUACUUGGAUGCUUGGGGAUUUAGGACGAGCGAUCUUCACUGGUUCGACAGCCCGUAUGUGGCCAUUCUCGUACAAUGAAUGCAACGAGACCAUAUUCAACUCUCAAAACCAAAGAAUGAAUGCCUACACUGGAGCCUACCUUUCUAACGCAGAAAAUACCGAUCCUGAAUGUACUGAAUCUGGUGGAUCUACUAGCACAGCAUCGACUUUCACUUACCAAAUGGAUGCGUUAUCUUCAAAUUGGGGCAUUCACAUGGCAGGAUAUCUCGAUUUGGUGACGUACUCUGUGGAGUGGGUGCCUGGAGAUAACGAGAAGUCGAAGGCCAGCCUAUCUAUGAGAUCACCGCUGACGUUGUCACGAAUUCACCACAGAAUGCAGCUCAAAUGA
Messenger RNA from Phytophthora nicotianae INRA-310, 1563 nucleotides. RefSeq lists its product as hypothetical. Gene Ontology annotation, molecular function: glucosidase activity. Gene Ontology annotation, biological process: (1->6)-beta-D-glucan biosynthetic process. NCBI's taxonomy places the organism in Eukaryota, Oomycota, Peronosporomycetes, Peronosporales, Peronosporaceae. Gene Ontology annotation, cellular component: endoplasmic reticulum membrane; plasma membrane. The coding region runs from base 1 to 1563 and encodes 520 amino acids. The record is from RefSeq and is a predicted model, not a curated record. The transcript is spliced from 3 exons.